This is a messenger RNA of Anopheles cruzii, 1217 nucleotides long. RefSeq names its product mpv17-like protein 2. Gene Ontology annotation, biological process: mitochondrial ribosome assembly. Bases 119 to 853 code for a protein of 244 amino acids. The transcript has 2 exons. Lineage: Eukaryota; Metazoa; Arthropoda; Insecta; Diptera; Culicidae. The record is from RefSeq and is a predicted model, not a curated record. Gene Ontology annotation, cellular component: membrane; cytoplasm.
AUGCAAACGAUGGUGGGUUUGUUUUUGUUUGCAUCGUCGUUGGUGGAUCCUCCGUUUCCGAUCCCGGCAACGGUUCAUCAGUAAGCGUCAGUGGUGCCUGGUCGCUUACGGCGCAACCAUGUUUUCUCGCGCAAUCGUGUGUCGUACAAUCGUCAGCCUACCCUCCCGGAUACCAAUCAAUCGGCACCUCAAUCAGCUGAAAUGGAAACUGGACUACUGCACCAAACCGCCCGGCGAGGGACCACCUUCGGUGCGGAGGUUGUGGAAACUUCUUUUUGGGCGUUAUCUGCUCGCAACCAACACGGUUACCUCCGGAUUACUGAUGCUAGUCGGGGACUUGGCAGCCCAGAAGAUCGAACAACGGCAAGAAAACGCCCCACCCGAUUCCUCUUACAACGGGCGCCGAGUGUUUAACAUGACCCUCGUUGGACUGUCACAAGGCCCUUUACACCACUACCUGUACAAAUGGAUGGACGUGUUACUUCCGGGGGCGUCCGUACGAACAGUAUUCAAGAAGAUUGGCAUCGAUCAAGUCGUCAUCUCGCCUAUUUUCAUCAUAACUUACAUGUAUAGCGCGGGCCUGUUGGAAGGAGCGUCCGUUGCCGCGUGCACCGACGAGCUGCGCCACAAGUACUGGACCAUUUACCUGGCCGAUUGGUUGGUUUGGCCUCCGACGCAGUUCAUCAACUUUUACCUGCUGAGUCCCAAGUACCGCGUGCUGUACAUAAACGGUAUCACCAUGCUUUACAAUGUGUUCCUAUGCUACAUCAAGCAUAACGACGACUUAGUCGCCUUGGUAACGGGGAAUCCUGCGACAGAAGAGAAACCACCGACGAACCCAUCACACCGUUAGGCGGGGCACUUUUUCUUUCCAGCAAAUCAGCAAGCAUCUGGCCCGAUUUGUACUUAAUACUUUCCACCGUCGGACACGUGUAAUAUAUUAUUAUUGCCAUUUUCAGUCAAUGUUUCUGAAUUAAAGUGCUAUCCCAGCUGUUUUACACGUCCGAACGCGGCGGGCUGCCGGGUGUGUCCUGAAAUCUAUUGUCUUCGUUUCGUUUUAGCUGAUAUAGUGUUAACAGUAAAAGCCUUGGUUAGGAUGCCUUUCAAAAUUUACAACAAUGGCACACGUUGGCUCCGGUGGCGUGUAUGAUAGGCAAGGCGAGGAAAAAUAAAGUAUUUAUCUUCCGUAAAGUACCCCUAGGAAUGCUAGAACGCUA